Dendronephthya gigantea is the source of this 2093-nucleotide messenger RNA. Its product is annotated as kelch-like protein 5. The transcript is spliced from 5 exons. The coding region runs from base 82 to 1650 and encodes 522 amino acids. Lineage: Eukaryota; Metazoa; Cnidaria; Anthozoa; Malacalcyonacea; Nephtheidae. Gene Ontology annotation, molecular function: protein binding. The record is from RefSeq and is a predicted model, not a curated record.
AUUGACAUCGUUGAGAUCAACUUGCACGGUUAAGAAAUUAAUGGAAAUCCUUCUUCUUUGAUUUUGCCAAAGAUCAUAUUCAUGGCUGCGAGAUGGGAAGAUGAUUUCCAAGGUUAUGACGUGGGUCGUUUUCAAGGAAAAGUCAACGAAGAUCUGCUUUGUUCCAUUUGUCAGGAAGUUCCAAAGGAUCCCAGACUUUGCCAACACAAAGAUCAUAUAUUUUGUUUCGCUCAUAUAUCACGACAUCUCGUUCAAAACUCUCAAACAUGUCCAGUUUGCAGAGAUCCUCUGACUCAAGAAACCUUGAGACGACCAACAGGAUUUCUGAAGAAUUAUUGGGAAGGUCUGAAAAUCAAGUGUGAUCAUCAUGAACGAGGAUGUCCUGACUACGUUCGUCUGGAACAUCUUCCAAAACAUGUCGAGGAAUGUGGAUAUGCUCCUGUCAUGUGUCGUAAUGAAGGAUGUGAUACAGAGGUUAAUAGAAGAGAUAUUGAAACUCACGAGAAAACGUGUAAAAAUAUCCAGAAAAAUGUGGAUGGAUUAAAAAUGAGUCAGAAUGAAAUGAAUGUUCGAAUGACUUCAUUGGAAAGAAAACUUGAUGAAAUGGAGAGAAAACAGGAUGAAAUAAAGCAAAGCAUGAAUGAGAUGAGAGAACAGUUUGAGAGAAUAAUGACGAUGAUGAACCAAACAUUUCAAGGAAAUAAUAAAAAAAAGAAUGGUGCUAGCGCUACGAAUCACACAGGUCCAGUCAACAAUCAAGAUGUUAUUAUCAUUGGUGGUUGGUAUGGCCUAGGAAGUGACAAGGUAUUAAAUACAGUCGAGAAAUACAACAUAGUAGAAGAAAAGUCAACUCCGCUGCCAGGAUUGAAUCAUCCUCAAGUAGCAUCAGCAUCGUGUGUUUACAACAAUGACGUUCUUGUUGUUGGUGGUAACGAUGGUAAAGAAGGAACUGACACGAUCGAAAUUUUGAAGAUGAACCAACAUCCUUUGCGGUGGACAAUGUUUGAUGGUAAACUGCCUGUCAAAUUAUUUGCUCAUGACGUCAUGGUUUAUCAAGGAAAAUUAUAUAUAAUAGGAGGAUAUGACGGAAAUCAAAGAAAAACAUCGAAUUCCAUUUAUGAGAUUGCUCUUACCCCACCUUAUACUGGCAAGCUGCUGACGAGAAUGCCUGAGGCAAGAAGAAAUCACAGAGCAGAACUUGUUAAUGGAAAGCUAUUUAUCUUGGGUGGAACAAUAACCAACCUAAGUAAAGAUGCUCUUGACAGCGUUGUUGUUUAUGAUUUCAUUAAGAAUGAGUUCAAGCCAUGUCCAUCGUUACCUCAGCGUGUUUGUGAUAUGUCCACCGUCACUUGGGGUCAUAUGAUCAUCGUCGUUGGUGGUUUGGAUACGAAUCACCGGACAAUAAAUGACGUCAUAAUGUACGACACAGAGACUGGGCGAAGCAAGAGACUGCCCUCCAUGAUUUACAAAAGGAGCGGCAGCUCUGCUGUAAUCAUGAAUGACGUUAUUGUCGUGUUUGGUGGAUGGAAUAAGGAGCAGGGAUAUCUCAACUCAGUGGAAUCUUUCACCAUUGGUGGAGAUGGCUGGAAAGAACUGCCAGGAAUGAUAGAAAAAAGACGCCAUGCUACUGCUGUAGUUACACCUCUGUAGGAGAACUUGAUGAAAAAUUUGAAGUAAAAGAAUUUGUCAUUUUGUCCAAGAUUGAGAUGAACACGAAGUUAUAAAUGAACAAUCAGUGAAUGAUUACAUGAAUUAGCUUUUCAAGUCUCUCAGCGCCGCUGACCACCACUGAUCUUUUAUGAAACUGGAUGAUUAAAAAUGGUUUGUAAUAAAAAUGAUAUUGUGAUAAUUAUAUCAUAUAUAACUGAUGUAGUCGCGUGUAUUUGUAAAUAUUGUAGAUAAAGACAGAAUAUUCGUAUAUAUUACUUGAUAUUGAAACUAAUCAUUAAAACAUUUGAGAAUUGUUUAGAAUUAGAGACAAUAAUAAUGAACAUUUAUAAAAUUAGGAUAGAAUAGGGACGCUGAAAUCAGUCGGAACUAAACAAUUGUAAAUAAAACAAAAUCUCAGAUGAUUCGUAACAAGUAACGUUAGG